Molecule: messenger RNA, 1725 nt
Organism: Diutina rugosa
Lineage: Eukaryota; Fungi; Ascomycota; Pichiomycetes; Serinales; Debaryomycetaceae
Exons: 1
Coding region: 1-1725 (574 amino acids)
Source: RefSeq, a predicted model, not a curated record
AUGCUGGAACCACCGCAACUGGACCCUAAAAUGCGUUUACUACCCCUAAUCCAAUCACCCGAGGAUCUCCUUGAUAAGCUCUCUCGGUUGAAAGACGCUGCUUUCCGAGCUGAUGUCGAAGGUUAUACCGAAUCGUUCAACGCCUACCUCAAACAAUGGGUGGACCAGGUGCUUCCCACCACCGCUAAUCGGAUUUCGAUCGAUAUCAAUGCCCUGGCCCAACUGAACUUAUCUAAUAUUCAAAAGACUGUUGUCGUCCAAGAAUUGGCCGCUGCAUUCGUCAACGAAGUCGGUGACGUCAAGUACGAGGCAGGUAACCUCGACAGUGUUCUGAACGUCUUGCAUUUGCUUAAGAAACUGUACCGCUUGGUCGAUCACUUGGAACCCACCACCACUGCCAAGAUCGCCAUCAACUUGUUUCCCAACAUCACCACUUACCCCGAACACUUCCAGACUGUCCUUGAUGACUUCAACACAAUAAUCGAAGGCUUGGAGACUCCCGUUAAGUAUAAACUGAUGGCCAGGGGUCAAGUUCGAGGGAAGAUCUUGUUACUUUUGAAUACUCUCCCAUCGUUGGUUUACACUGAUGAUAAUGAAAUUGCUGCCUGGAAAUCUAAGCACUUGAGUGACUUAUACGAACCAUGGUGGGGUAGUCCUCCUUCAGUUUCAUCCCAAGGCACCACCGAUACGGAGUGGGAACGCUUCAAGCCGCGCACAAAGUCUGUGUUGGAAACACACGAUUUUUUUGGUUACGAUAAUGAAACGCAGACAUCACGAAGCUCGGUGCCUGAUGAUAGAAAUAUGGCAAGGCUGCAAUUGAUUUCUGAUCACUUGGCUCGGGGUAUCAAUUUACUCACGAAUUAUUGCCGUGAAUUUGCCGAUGGUAGCUCCCAGCCUCUGUCUUCCGAGGAAAAAACGGUUGCGAUGAUUCACCUGACGUUUGAACGAUUCCAAGAAUACCCUUUUGACGACUAUGACGAUAGCACUGACCUAAUUCUUCAAGUAGGGCCGCAACUUGUUGACGUUUUUCUCGCUAUUCCCCGCCUUCACGAUUCUAAACUAGACGUUUCAAGAAUCAUACUUACAUUCGCUAGUGUCAUAAGCCAAGUUGUGCUCACCAGAAUCGAAUCUCGGGGUCCUAUGGCUUUUUUGACAUUCACCGAUUCGUGCUCAUUUGUCGUGCUGCGGCUGGUGAUAAGUAAGUUCAAAAAGACCUCGCCGUACGUUGCGAAAGUGCCUUGGGGCGAGAUCGUUGUUGAAGGAACUGGGACACUCAAGGUGGUGGAUAACAGCGGCCAGUCAGUUGCCGUAAAAGCUUUUUAUGCUCCUAAAGGUAUCAAUAAGCCCAUGAUGCUUUACGAUAACCAAAAAGUUACCUCGCUGAUGCUGGACGCCAUUCCUGCAGUGAUUAAUGUUGGCAAAAUCCCACACGAUUGUCAUUUUGAAGAAGAUGUUGCCUGUGAUUUUGAAGAAUAUAAUGCCUGUGAUUUUGAAGAAGAUGAUGCCUUCAUUAAAGGAGGCGUACUUCUAGGGAAGGGGGCAAUUGAUGUCUUAAAGUGCAAAGAUGGGUUGCGUAUACCUCUUAGAUCACUGCCUAAGCUUGCAAGAAUGAUUAAAGUGUGGGCGUUCAUGAGAGAUCUUUACGUCGGAGAAAGAACGGAGUUGCGCUCGCGGUUGACGGUGGCCGAGAUGAAGUCAUUGCUCGACGAGCUCAACGACAUAUAG